AAAGAAAGAUCGGGAGCACGGAGGUCAACCAAUGGGCGGGCGGGCAAGAUUUAACUCUACCAAGUCGAAUGGGAACACCUAGAUUUAAGUCAGAUUAUUCCCACCAUAGGGUUUCUUGAACAGUAUGGUUUAUCAAUUCGUUCCAAAAAUAAGAUUGAUUGCCCGAUACAUUCAGACUGCGCACGAGUUUGUGAGUUGGCCGGCGUUUUAAAUUUAGCAAGAGAACUCCCACGGGAAAGGUUUUGGGUAUGCUGAAUAGUGCCCCGCCCCUGCGUACAAAAACACAUUGUGUUCCCUGUAGGCUGGAUCUCUGUUACGGUCGCAGGCCACAACGGUGUACACACAUGUUCACUGCUUGACUUUUCUCCAGAAGGAAUGGAUGUUAGCCGGACGGUUAAUUUUAAAUGGAAGAAAAAGGAAGAGGACACAGCUUUGAAUGGGGCUCAGGUUCAGACCCCUCUCCAGGGCCAUAGCUAUAAUUGAUCGGAUCGGUUCAAAGAACCUCCUCCCCUCCCCAGUUCCUGAGGGCCCUCCAGCUCCACCCCUCCCUGUUUUCUUCAUUAUCUCCCUCACUCCAAGGGCCGCCAGGGAGAGGGGUGAACACUGGCCCCCUCUCCCCUUGUGACGCCCCUGCCCCUCUCCACUGUGUCCCAGACUGUAGUCUGUUUUCUUUGAUCUAGGGAACCACUGAGAACUGAGCAAGCUGCAUGAGCCCACAGCUUCACUGGCCUAACUCUGCUGUGGGACCCAUAUCUUAGGCUGGAUUUAUAUAGAAUAUGUGAAAUGCAGAAAGCCCUUGCCUGUGUAAACUUUUCAUGCACGCCUGCUCGUGUUUAAAUGCACUUGCAUCAGCUGUGUGACGAUAGCAGAACAGGAGCAUUUGACUAUAUCAAUUGCUGCCAUGCUACCAUUAAUAUAUAAUAAAUCCGUGCACAUGGUACGUAAAUUUAGACCUGACUGAGCAUGUGUAGAAAACUUCCAUGAAUAACAGCUUUCCUCCUGGCCUAAUCAGACCCAAGUCAUGUAAAAUAGACUUGUGCUCACAGUGGCACAGUUGUCUGGGUUUCAUGGAUUCAGACAGUGGGGGACGCAUAUGUUUGAAUGCACAUACACUGCACACAGAAAACAUAUCAGAAAGAAGACUGGACUAGUAUCCUUCCAGACAUCUAGUUUUGUGUGGUGGUUUUUUUUUUAAUAUGUAUGAAGGAUUUGCAUUCAUUCAUGUGAGCCUCCACUUGCAGUCUAAAGCAAUACAGUUCAUAGAAAAAGUCAACACAGUCAGUGAGAACUAGGCCUAUAUUAUACAAUAUAUCAUAUUAAAGAGACCUGGAGUGUACAUGGCUGUGAGUUGCAGCUUAUAAUUUGCCGCUGCAAGUGUGGAACAUUCUGGAUUGUCAUGGGAUGGGGGCGGGGGUGCUAGCUAGAUAACCUGCCUGUGUCCUGGUAACCUUGGUGGCUGCAAAGGAGACAAGUUCCACCCAUCCAUGACGAUGGGACAAUUGGAUUGUGCGUAUUAUAUGUCUAUACAAGAUUAUGGCAAUUGAGAUGAAACCUUGCAGAGGGAUUCCUCUUUUUAGGACAUUGUUUGCUAAUUUCUUCCACUGUCGCCAAUGUUGCCAUCUUUCUUUCUUUACUGGGAGGAGUACUCAUUUGGCAGAAUGGAACACCUUUCAACACAACUGCUUGUGGAACACUGUUACAUCGAUAGUAGUAUUUAAUAACUGGUCAAGAAGAUAUAACCAGGCCUCAAGAACACUGUGGCACCAUGAUGCUUUGCAAAAAUAUUUACAGACUUUAUGCCAAGAAUACCAAAACAUCGGCCUUUUACUAAAUGACAGCUCAGUGAAUGAACACAGACAAAGGGCUCUGAGCAAGAGACAUGCAGAAUUGUCUCCACUUGCUGUCACUUUUAAAGAAAUACAAGAGGCAAAAAAUGAAAUUCAGGAUUUGGAGAUACUAUGUGCAAAACUAAACACCCCAGAAGAGAAACCACUGCUAGAUCUAGCUUUAGAGGAAAAGGAAGUUCUUGACCAGAAAAUUAGCACUCUAUAUCGAAAGCUUUUUCAGCUCUUGAUACCAAAAGAAAAAUACGAUGAAAGUAAUGUCCUAUUAGAAGUGACAUCUGGCAGGACAACUGGAGGUGACAUCUGCCAGCAAUUUACUAAAGAAGUGUUUGAAAUGUACCAGAACUAUGCGGAUUACAGAUGCUGGACCUUUGAAAUUCAGAACUAUACUCCAGCUGACUAUGGUGGGUUACACCAUGCUGCUGCUCAUAUUUCAGGAGACCAUGUCUAUAAGCAUUUGAAAUAUGAAGGAGGUAUUCACAGGGUGCAGCGCAUUCCUGAGACUGGCUUAUCUUCAAGAAUGCAGCGGAUCCACACAGGGACCAUGUCAGUAAUUGUCCUCCCUCAGCCAGAAGAGGUAAAAAUUAAAAUAGACCCCAGAGAUUUGCGUAUAGAUACGUUCCGAGCCAAAGGGGCAGGAGGACAGCAUGUUAAUACAACAGAUAGUGCUGUUCGAAUUGUACACAUCCCCACAGGAUUAACUGUUGAGUGCCAGCAGGAGCGAUCUCAAGUAAUGAAUAAAGAAACAGCUCUGAGGACACUGAGAGAGAAACUGUACAAGCAGACUAUUGAGAGAGAGCUUGGCCAAAAGCAGAAGGCUAGAAAGCUGCAGUUAGGGACAAGAUCCCAGUCAGAAAGAAUUCGCACAUAUAACUUCAGCCAAGACAGAGUGACUGACCACAGGAUCUCCUAUGAAGUUCGUAAUAUCAAGGAAUUCCUAUGUGGCAAGGAGCUCCUGGACAAUCUAAUCAACAAGGUGUUGGAGACUGCAGAGAUGGAAUCUCUGAUUGAACAUAUGGAAAACAAUUUUAUAUCUCUAAAAGCAGAUUCCUGAUUUCGUAAAUGGAGAAAAACCCCAAAUUUGCUUGCAACAUUAAACAGAAACACCUAACAGAAACUGACUGUUAAGAGAUGUGAUUUUUAAAAAUAUUUUCCUGCUAUUAUCCGUAUCUAUUACUUGAUCUCUGUGGUCCAAAGAAAUGGUAUGCAUGUACAGGGAAGAGUCUCAUGCAGAGACAGGGUUUUGUUUGAUGUUUUGGCUCCAUGGCUAUAGUGACAGGGUGGGGUUGGCUUGACUAAUCAGAGUGGGGAAAAAGAACCUUGGUCCAAGAUGGACUACAGCUUGCUUGCAGUUUGGGUCUCCAGAGACUCGGUUUCUAGCAAAGAACUCAUGUUUUUAAAGUAUUAUUUGUAUACUGCCCAAAACUUAGGUCUCUGGUUGGUUUACAACACAAUAAUACAAACUAAAACAAAAUUAAAUAUUAAAACAUUGAAAUAAUUUGAAAAAUUAAUGCAAUCUAAUUAAAAGUCUGGGUGAACAAA
Messenger RNA from Hemicordylus capensis (graceful crag lizard), 3386 nucleotides. It is a transcript of the gene MTRF1, whose product is annotated as mitochondrial translation release factor 1. The record is from RefSeq and is a predicted model, not a curated record. Gene Ontology annotation, biological process: translational termination. The coding region runs from base 1534 to 2898 and encodes 454 amino acids. Gene Ontology annotation, molecular function: translation release factor activity. The transcript has 10 exons. NCBI's taxonomy places the organism in Eukaryota, Metazoa, Chordata, Lepidosauria, Squamata, Cordylidae.